Messenger RNA from Arachis ipaensis, 618 nucleotides. RefSeq lists its product as uncharacterized. Lineage: Eukaryota; Viridiplantae; Streptophyta; Magnoliopsida; Fabales; Fabaceae. The record is from RefSeq and is a predicted model, not a curated record. Gene Ontology annotation, molecular function: nucleic acid binding; RNA-DNA hybrid ribonuclease activity.
AUGGUGAUUCGUAAAGCUAAAUUAAUGGAGUUAGAAUUUGCAGAAAUGGCAGAGGAACCAGUAAAGAGUUCAACUAAUACUACAAGAACAGGCGGCAGAGUUACCUGGAGACCGCCACUGGUGGGUUGGAUCAAAUGCAAUGUGGAUGCAGCUUUUGAUAAAGCUCGUUCUACGGGAGCAACUGCAGCAAUAUUUAGAGACCAUAAUGGUACCCUUCUCUCAGGAAUUAACUCCUCAAUAGUUGCCACUUCGCCAUUAGCUGCGGAGGCAUUAGCGGUUAGAGCAGCCUUAAUUUUGUCACGUAAUUUUCAAAUGCAAAAAGUUAUCAUAGAAUCAGACAAUCAGAUGCUUAUUCAGGCACUAAAAUCACAUACAACAAUUGCAGAAAUUCAAGUUAUUCUACAGGACAUAUUACAUUUAGUAGGAGGCAUUCCAAACUGUGGCUUUACCUGGGUGCCUAGAGAAGCGAACUCAUUAGCGCAUGAAGUGGCGAAGCUAACAGGUCACGGCACCCUCCGCCAGAAUUGGAUCAUGCAUAGGCCACUGUCCAUCAGGAACAUUCUCCGAGGGGAUCAGCUUGCUAUCUCCAGAUUGCUAAUUAGUUCAGGAGCGAAUUGA